CAACCCCUCUCUCUCUCUCUCUCUCUCUCUCUCUCUCUCUCUCUCUUCUUUUCUUUCUGUUAACCUGCGUUGUGCGAACAAGAUACUCUGAUCGAUAACCUUUCUUCUCCUCCGGGUCUAACAUAAAACAGAAGCCUUUGGAAUCAAAAGAAAUGCUCCCUCCACGACAGCAGUCACGGGUUGGAGGGCUGCAAACCUCUCUAUCUCUAGCUUCUUCAGAUCCACGCCUUUCUCCUGAGGAGCCGAGAUCAAACUCUGAUAAUCUCCGUGAAUCUCCUACAGAAAGCGCCAGUUCUCGAGAAACUUGGCCUACUGCCGACGCAAUCGCUGCGAAGAAGAUGGAGAAUGGAAAGGCCGAGAUUGACUGCCCUGAGCAGUCUGUUAUUCGUCGUGUUUCUAGUGCUGAUAAAAUUAGUCUUCAGGACAUUGCAAGGGAACGAGUUGAUAUAAUAUGUGAGAAAAUGCAUCAUCUACCAGAAGAAUUUCUUGAAGAGCUGAAAAAUGGACUUCGAGUUAUCCUUGAAGGGGGGAAUGGCUCACAGCAUAGAGAUGAAUUUUUCAUUUUGAAGAAGCUUGUUCAGAGUAGAUCUGAUUUAACGGCCAAGACAUUGAUAAGAGCACAUCGAGUUCAGCUUGAAAUCCUUGUUGCCAUAAAUACUGGAAUUCAGGGGUAUUUGCAUCCUAGCAUCAGUCUUUCGCAGACUUCGCUUAUUGAGAUAUUUGUAUAUAAGAGAUGCAGAAACAUAGCUUGCCAAAACCAGCUUCCUGCCGAUGAUUGUACCUGUGAGACAUGUGCCAACGGCAAUGGUUUCUGCAAUCUUUGCAUGUGUGUUAUCUGCAGCAAGUUUGACUUUGAAGUAAAUACUUGCCGCUGGAUUGGAUGUGAUUUGUGUUCUCAUUGGACUCACACAGAUUGUGCCAUUCUUGAGCAACUUAUUUGUAUGGGCCCUUCUGCAAAGAAUGGAGCAGGGCCAAGUGAAAUGGUUUUCAGGUGUCAAGCGUGCAACAGGACUUCAGAACUGCUGGGUUGGGUUAAGGAUGUCUUCCAGCAUUGUGCACCAUCAUGGGAUGGAGAAGCCUUGAUAAGGGAACUUGAUUUCGUCAGUAGGAUCUUUCAUGGUAGUAAAGACCCACGGGGGAGGAAACUCUUUUGGAAGUGUGAUGAUCUCAAGGAAAAAUUGAAAAGUGCAAAAGUGGAACCUAAGGCUGCAUGCAGGGCAAUAUUGAUGGUUUUCCAAGAACUUGAACUGGACUCUCCAAAAAGCCUGGAAAAUGCAGAAAGUGGUAGGAUGAUUGCCCCUCAGGAGGCAUGUAAUAGAAUUGCUGAAGUGGUGCAUGAGGCUAUAAGAAAGAUGGAAAUGGUAGCCGAUGAGAAGAUGAGAAUGUUCAAGAAGGCUCGCAUGGCUCUCGAUACUUGUGAUCGUGAAUUAGCAGACAAGGCUAGAGAAGCGGGAGAAUUGAAGAUGGACAGACAAAAAAAGAAGCUACAGAUUGAAGAACUAGAGAGAAUUGUGAGGCUUAAAAAUGCAGAGGCCGAUAUGUUCCAGUUGAAGGCUAACGAGGCUAAAAGAGAGGCUGAGCAGCUCCAGAGGAUUGCUCUUGCCAAAUCUGAUAAAUCAGAGGAAGAAUACACUAGCAACUAUUUGAAGCAAAAAUUAAGUGAGGCUGAGGCUGAGAAGCAAUAUCUAUAUGAAAAGAUCAAAUUGCAGGAGACUUCUCGAGUAUCACAAAGCAGUAGUGGUGGUGACCCCUCUUCAAUGCUGAUGUAUUCCAAAAUCCAUGAUCUACUCUAUAGUGUUCCUCCCAAGGCAGAUGGUCAAUCUAAUGAGUGUCACCCUUUUAGACCAAACCCAUGAGUAUUGUUGUAUGUUAUAAUCUUCUACAUAUUAUAACCAAUGUCAUUUUGUUGCACAAUUGAUGAAGAGUCGGUCUAAUUCCAUUAGGUUCAUGACAAUGUAAGCUUUGUGGAUGAAAGAGUUACCGGUAAGUAAAGGCUUUAAUGACUUAAAUCAGUUUGAAAUUGGGUUUGUUUAUGUGGUAUAUGUAUGAAUAUGCAUUUGUGACAAAUUAUUGAUUGUUUCUUCAUUUGUGGAA
Cajanus cajan (pigeon pea) is the source of this 2094-nucleotide messenger RNA. RefSeq names its product OBERON-like protein. Gene Ontology annotation, cellular component: nucleus. Gene Ontology annotation, biological process: maintenance of root meristem identity; root meristem specification; maintenance of shoot apical meristem identity. The record is from RefSeq and is a predicted model, not a curated record. Lineage: Eukaryota; Viridiplantae; Streptophyta; Magnoliopsida; Fabales; Fabaceae.